Molecule: messenger RNA, 1691 nt
Organism: Ictalurus punctatus (channel catfish)
Lineage: Eukaryota; Metazoa; Chordata; Actinopteri; Siluriformes; Ictaluridae
Product: N-acetyllactosaminide beta-1,3-N-acetylglucosaminyltransferase 3
Exons: 5
Coding region: 122-1342 (406 amino acids)
Cellular component (GO): membrane
Molecular function (GO): hexosyltransferase activity
Source: RefSeq, a predicted model, not a curated record
CACACACACACUCACUCAUAGCUGAUGUCUUUCUCUUCUUCACAGUAGUAUUACUUCACUUCUUUCACGGAUCUGCUCUGUGUUUUCAGCACAUUACAGUUUGAAUGUGUUUCAGGUGAACAUGGCGGUGCUGCACAUUAUUUAUGAUCUGCUCUGUGUUUUCAGCACUUAUUACAGGUGUCCUCAGGUGAACAUGGAGAACGUCAGCUGGCUGUACAGAACCUGGGGCAGGAGACGCGCUCUGGAGUCCAUGGCUCUGCGCAUUAUGAUCUCUCUGUGUGUGCUCCUGAUCCUGUAUAUCACCACGCCAGAAAAAUAUGACAAAAUUACAUCACCGAAGAUGGUUAGUCAGGCGCAGCCUCUGGUGAUGACGACUCCUAGGUGUGAACAAAACGUGUCAUUCGCUAACAUUAAGGAAUUUUCUACCUUUCCAACUGCUAUGCAGGACUUCCUGUAUUACCGCCACUGCAGGUAUUUCCCAAUGUUGCUCACCGUUCCUAACAAGUGCACCAUUCCAAAGAGGUCAGGAGAACCCUUUAUUCUGCUGACCAUCAAAAGUUCACCGGAGAACUACGAACGGCGUUCGGUCUUGCGCAAAACGUGGGCGGCGGAGAGACUACAGAACGGGAUGUGGAUCCGCACCGUGUUCCUGACCGGCACCACCGGGACAGGCUUCAAGAAGCAGAGGUUAAACAAACUCCUGAAGCUGGAGAACACGAAGUACCAGGACAUUCUGCAGUGGGACUUCACGGAUUCUUUCUACAACCUCACUCUCAAGCAGGUCCUGUUCCUGGACUGGAUGCAGAACUGGUGUCCCACUGCAGAUUUCCUCUUUAACGGAGACGACGACGUUUUCGCCAACACGGACAACAUGGUGGAGUUCCUCAAAGAGCAGAGAGAUAACAACGGAAGCAAACACCUGUACAUCGGCCAGCUGGUCCUGACCAGCCCACCUGUUCGGAACAAAAACAGUAAAUAUUUCAUCCCGGAACUGAUCGAGAAAGCCAAAGUGUACGCUCCGUACUGCAGUGGAGGUGGCUACCUGUACUCCCGCUUCACUGCCAGGACCAUUCUCCAGAUGUCCCAGUCCAUCACCCUGAUGCCCAUUGACGACGUUUACAUGGGCAUGUGUCUGCAACGAGCCGGACUCCGACCCAUGAACCACCGUGGAGUCUUUGCCGACGGCCUCAUUAUUCCUUCUAACAAACUGGACAUUUAUGAUCCCUGCUAUUACCGUGAGAUUAUCCUCGGCCACAAAUUCUUCCCUCAUCAGAUUUUCCUUCUGUGGGAUGAAAUACAUCGGAAAGAUUUGAACUGCUCAAAGAAAGAAGUUAAUCUGUAACACUUUAUUUAUUGUACAUUUUGAUAUGCUGAGAGAGUUUAUUCUGAGCAGCACCGGUUGUUCAGGUUUGUGCAUCACUGAAAUAAUAUGAAGAGCUGGAAUCUUUAAAUGGUAAUAUACAGCACGAAGAAUUUCACUUGUCCUGAUUUCCUUUUGUUUCCUCGCUGUACCUUGUCGGGUAACUGCCCCCUCGGACUGUAUAACUUUGUAUUAUUAAACCGUCUUAACGGAACGAUUAAAGGUUAUGGAAUAUUUACGUUUACUGCAGCUGUGGGGAAAAGUUUUAUAAAGGAUUUUUAACCUAACGUGAUCUUCAUCUGAGUUAUAAUAAUAAAUAAAUACUUAUUUA